This is a messenger RNA of Nicotiana tabacum (common tobacco), 1385 nucleotides long. Its product is annotated as BIIDXI-like protein At5g11420. NCBI's taxonomy places the organism in Eukaryota, Viridiplantae, Streptophyta, Magnoliopsida, Solanales, Solanaceae. The record is from RefSeq and is a predicted model, not a curated record.
GAGGCGUUCGUGAAAUUUCGUCCCAACAUAUUUCUCUCUCUCUUUCUCCCAAAAAUCACAAUUUAUGAAAAUGAAGAAAACAGUAAUACUGAUAGUGCUGCUCUGUGCCACCAUAAGUGUCGUUUUAUCUGUAAAUGAUGGAUUAUUGCCUAAUGGCAACUUCGAGCAAGGUCCAAAACCAUCACAAUUGAAGGGCACGAGAGUGACAAACCCUCACGCUAUACCCCACUGGGAAAUCUCAGGUUAUGUAGAAUACAUCAAAUCAGGCCAAACACAAGGUGACAUGCUACUUCCAGUGCCAGAAGGAGCUUUUGCUGUUAGGCUUGGGGAAGACGCAUCCAUCAAAACCAGAAUCACGAACUUCACUAAAGGAACUUUCUACUCUUUGUCCUUCAACUUUGCUAGGACCUGUGCGCAAGAAGAGAAACUCAACGUGUCUGUGUCGCCUAACAGCGAGCCUAAUGACUGGGGAAUGCUUCCAAUGCAGACCAUGUAUAGUAGUGAUGGUUGGGACUCUUAUUCGUGGGGUUUCUUGGCCGAAGCCAAUGAAAUUGACAUCAUGUUACACAAUCCUGCAAUUGAGAAGGACCCAGCUUGUGGCCCUCUCAUUGAUUUCAUUGCUCUCAAGGCUUUGAAAAACCCUCAUAGACCAAAAGGCAACAUGUUGAAGAACGGAAACUUUGAGGAGGGUCCAUAUAUCUUCCCCAACACAAGCUGGGGAGUUCUAAUUCCUCCAAAUAUUGAGGAUGAUCACUCACCAUUGCCCGGAUGGAUGAUUGAAUCUCUCAAGGCAGUAAAAUACAUUGAUGCUGCACACUUCACCGUGCCGGAGGGCAAGCGCGCCAUCGAACUUGUGGCCGGUAGAGAAAGUGCAAUAGCACAAGUAGUGAUAACUACAAAAGGAAAGGUCUACGACCUCAUGUUCUCGGUAGGAGAUGCCAGCAAUUCCUGCCAAGGGUCUAUGCUUAUAGAAGCAUUUGCCGGCCAGAUCACUUUGCGAGUCCCCUAUGAAUCCAAAGGUAAUGGAGGAUUCAAACGAGCCAAGCUUCGGUUCAAAGCAGUUUCUGAGCGCACCAGGGUCAGGUUCUUGAGCACAUACUAUCACAUGAAGAGCGAUCACUCUGGCUCCUUGUGUGGUCCUGUGGUUGAUGAUGUGAGAUUAGUUGGAGUUCGCCAUCCAUAAGUUCUAUAGAUCAAUUAAUUACUAGUAAUACAUAAACUUGAACCAAACUUGAAUGGUUAUUAGUUUGCCUUUCCUUUUCUUUCUUAUUACCGCAUUUCUUAUGCUGAGGGAAUGAGUUCUUAUUCCAUGUAAUGUUACUAUGGCAGAGAUGUUCGGUUUUUCAUAUUGCAAAAGCAAUUAGAGGGUUACAUCAUUUAGUCUU